Sitodiplosis mosellana (orange wheat blossom midge) is the source of this 1946-nucleotide messenger RNA. RefSeq lists its product as uncharacterized. NCBI's taxonomy places the organism in Eukaryota, Metazoa, Arthropoda, Insecta, Diptera, Cecidomyiidae. The record is from RefSeq and is a predicted model, not a curated record. The transcript has 6 exons. The coding region runs from base 544 to 1884 and encodes 446 amino acids.
UUUUUGUUUCAUUUCUGCGGCUGUCAUCAGACACGACAUGUUUUUAGAUUUGGAUCAUAUCAUUUGGUGAUUCAAUGUUUCCAUUGCUUGAAUACAUAAACGUACAAUUGCAACAAUUUUUGUGGUCACUUUGAACAAAAACCCAAAGGGCAAAUAUAAAAAAAAACUUGACCGAUUACUAAUGCUCCAUUAUCAUGUGUUUUUUCUUCUUACUCAAUGAAUUUGGUGUUGCUCGUUUUUCAUUAAGAACUUAGGUUGACUUUGAUUAGUCGAUGUUUUGUGUAUUCUAACGUUCCACCAAAAAUUUCUCUUCUCGUGCAAUCGUCGUAUUCUAACGUGUCUCGACCAAUCUAUCAAUGGUUCCUUUGUUGAAUAUUCAAAUAAAUUUUUGAUAUAAAAAAAAAAACAAAAAUAAAGCAAAUAAAGAAAAAAAGGAAUUGCUCUUUGGAAUAUUUUCGAUGUUAAUUUUUUACAUUUUCUAGAUUCAACAUGUACGUCUUGUGUUAGUUUUGUAAAUGAGUUUAUUGAUUUUAUUAACGGAAAAUGAAUACAAGCUCCGAGGAAUCGUUGAUUAGUGUGCAAAAUAAUGGAAGUCAACGUGCAUCGACACCAGAUUUAGUUCGAUUAGACACUGAGAAUCUCGGUGAAAUUAUCAUUGAUUUGGCGGAUGCGGAGCCAACGUCUGCGAUCCUGAAUUUUUGUCAACGCAAGUUUUUGUUGCCAUAUGUUAAUAUAUUGGGCUUGGUGGGCCUGCGCCCAAUCACAAUCGACACAUCCGAUUUGGUUGCUUAUUUAGGCCACAUUCAAACUGUGUUCAUAGUCGUUGUUCUAACCACUGGAUAUUUCAUACAGUACUUCUCGUACUUUCGCCGAGAUCGUGGAUUCACGAAUACAACAUAUCCACCGAUUGAACCGCCUUUGGAAUUUUACACACCGCGUCAGGUUACGGUAUAUUAUGGCGAAACGAUAUUUGUCUAUGGAGUAUCAAGCAUUCUACAUUUUUGCGGCGUUUUAACGAGCAUGUAUGUAUUUCGAAUAGCCGACAAUGAGCAGCUUCAAAAUUUGGUUGAACGUGUCUUCAUUUUGCAUAACAUUCCCAACAAAUUGAUCUACAUUUUAUGGUCACACAUUGGGCGCGGUUUGCUCUGGUUAACUGUUAUGACCAUACACUUAAUCGUAAUGGAAGACGAUAACAUUGACGUUUUGAAAAUCGUUUGGUUCGGCAAACCAACCCCACACACACAAACUAUUGCCAAACUUCUGCUCAUCGUGGCCACUUUUGCUCAAGAUCUCAUACAAGUGAUCGUUUUAACGAGUUACUCGCUACAAUGCUUUUUACUUCGACGUUAUAUUUCCAUAUUAAAAGAAAAACUGCUGCAGAAUACCAUUGAUUCGUUGGAUUGGAUGCGGGAAAUGUCUGAAUUUCGGAAGCUUUUGUCACAUCUCAACACAAAAAUGGCAAUACCAGUGUGCCUCUUUACUAUACUGAACUUAGCCUAUACUUUUUCUGCAAUCAUCUAUUUUAUUCGAAUUUACAAUCAAUUUACAAGCAACAAAAUCGUUAUAAUGGCACUCAUAAAUAUUUUGCUGUGGCUCAUCUUGGGCCUGUAUCCAUUCUUCCAAGCAGCAGCUUUAACGUAUGCUUGUGAAUCGGCACAAACUUGCGGUCAUCAAGUUCGAAUCAAACCGUAUGUGCACUACAAUACAUCUCUAGAGGAGCUCAACUCAAUUCUUCUGUAUGCAUCAUCACUACGAAUGAGUGCAAAGCUAUAUCGAAUGCCAAUCCAUGGAGGCUAUGUAUUUUUUAUCAUCUUGUGCAUCGUUGUAUCGACACUUACUUUUGGAAUGUGCCUAAAUAUUUCGCUAGGGAUUAUUCAACCGUAAUUCAGUUUCACAAUAAAACCAAAAAUGAAUUGAAUCGCUCAUUAAAUCUACAUUUAUUUCAA